UCCUGAGCAAAAACCUUUUUUAUUUCUCGUUGAAAGGAACUCGGUAGAAUAUUACAGCAGAACACACGACUGAAACAGCUGCCAUUUCACGUAACACAGUACAGGAAGAAGGAUGUAGUUCAAUCUCAUGUGUAAUAUUAUAUAUAGUAUAUUUAUAUCAAUAGAAAAGAAAACAAAAACUAUUGCUCCCAGGUGUUUUUUUUUUUUUUUUCCGUAUGGCAUUUCUGCGUUCGUUGUGUUGAAGAGGGUAAAGUAAAAUUCAACGAGAGGUUUACACACCAAAGGAAGUGGGACAAUGAAAAGUGACAUUCCCCAAAGCACGGGAACUUUGUGGCUUUUUUUUUUAUAUUAUUAGACUGAGAAGUAAACUUUAAACUUUUUUUUUUUUUCCAUUGCAAGAAAGAAAACUUGAAACCGCUCUCAAAUAUGGAUAAAUACCAUCAUACAGCAAUCAGAGUAUGCAAAUAAAAGAACACAAGGCAGCUCCGCGGAAGAGCAGGCAUGCAAAAAUGAUCAUAUUUCUUUAAAAAGGAGCACUAAAGACAGGAUGUGGAGGAUUGCAGGUUUUUUGUUUGCGUAGUAUGGCAACUGAUGGAGAGCCAAUUUGUGACAAAACAUGGUUAAACAGGUGGACUGAAACGAGGGGACAACUUGAUGCUAUGUAAAGUGAACUGGAGUGCUGAGUGUUUGCUGACAAACUACUUCAAUGAAGUCGUUGCUAGAAAUUGCUAUAACAUACUGUGUUAUCAAUUUGUUGUACUCUUUUUAAUUUCCUCUAAGGAAUAAAAGAAAUGUUAGGAAAAAAGCAGGUAUGAAAUAUCACCCUGGACAAUUGCAUCCAAAGUUUAGUGUUUUAAAUAAGCCACUUUAGGCAGCAUUAUCUAAUAAAUGUCUUAUAUUUCUAAGACAUAUUUCAAUAUAUCUCUUUUGAAAAAUAAUUCUAUCUAUAUUUGAUCUUUUUAGUAAGUAAAUCUCUUUUCCAGUAUAUAUUUUUCUUUUUUUCUCUUUCUUUAGGAACAGCACCCCAUCGUGGGUUUUGUUUUCCAAAAGCACCUAAUUUUUCUUACAAUCAGACUGAAAGUUGCUUCAGUCGUUUAUGGUCUGAGUUCAAGAUUAAAGGAUCCAAAUGGCGCACCCUAAAUAAGUCCACAAGGUCAAAUCCCUUGAGACCGUAGUUCAAGCCCGGCAAUAUUAAGCUUUAACUCAGAAACCAUGGCAAGUGCUAAAAGCCUGAGCUCACCGCGUCCUCUUUUGACAUAAAAAAGGUCACAGGGUUCAGACGUGGGCCUGCAUCGUAGGAGACAUCAUCAGUUGCCACAAACGUCUCGGCUGCAGCACCUGGCUGACCGGAUCUGCACACAGAACCUCUUGAAGAUGAUGCACAGGCACAGGUUAUGCUGAUAUUUCCUAAAAUAUAUUGGACUCGUCAGCCCUGAGACAAAAGAAGCCACGUGUGAGCAGGCCUCACCACAUGUCAGCUAUUGGAGCAGGAGGUUAGCACCUGAGGGAAGCCCAGGAGGAGCAAGGGAGGGGUUGGGGGGUGAAGAGGAAGAAGAAGAAGAAGGGGGAGAGGGAGGCCAUUUGGACUCAUUUGGAUUGUCCAGAGAGUCCAAAUGAGUCGUGUGCUUGUAACAGAUCACCUUAUGUGACCUCGCUGGGCUGCGUGAAUGUCCUGCGAUGCCAAGGAUGCCCCCUAUAGCUGAGACUGCGGCACUGGGUGUGUUGUGGUUCUGUCCGGGCAAGCCGUCCCUUUCUUCACAGACAAAAACACACACACACACACACAUACACACGGCCAUGGUGAGUGAUGCAGGCGGUCUGUCUCACUCCCAGCUCUGCACCUGCUGGUAUGAGUACGCCACACGUUUUUGCACCUCCUUUUUAAAGUCACAGAGACUACAGGUCAGCGCCAGGUGAGCUCUUACCAUUGGAUAUCAACCUGGAAGUGGGGCUGGUGACCUACUGCUGCAUCUUAAGCAUUGUCAAACUUAAUUUGCUGGGCUACAUGUGUGAGGUUAUCGAAUAGACAAUCAAUAUAUCUAUAUAGAUUUUUUUUUAAUAUAUAUAUGUAUAGAUAUUUACUAAUAUAUAUUUUUUCAUCAAUGGGGAAUCUCAUACAGGAGCUGACUACUGCAGUCCGCACUCAUUUAUCUAUAACAUCCACCUAAACUUUAGGACAUGAUUCUCUUAUAUAGACAGUAAUUUCUCAGUCAGAUAUACUAUGUAUUUUACUCCGUUGUUUUAGCAUUUUAAAAGUUGGAUUCGUCAUGCACAGAAUAGUCGUUCCUCUCUCUGUUUCUGUUUAUAGCCAGGCUUUGCAUCAUGUUGUCAGCUUCAUCACGAGCAGCCAGCUCUCCGUCCAUCAAUCGUCGUCCACGUCGUCGCCCUCCGACUCCUCACCGGCUCUCCUCUCGUACAUCUUAUCCCGGUGCCGCUCCUGGAUCUCCUUCAUCUCCUCGGCGUAGCGGCUGAAAGCUCCCCCGAACUUGCUCCACGCCUUGAAGGGGAUUGUUAUAGAGUUUCUGUAACUGGGCUUCACUUCGCUCACCCGCAAGAAAACUCCGUACUUGUUGGAUCCCACGUCAAAGAAAAACCGUUUAGAGUCCACCAUGAUUGAGGUGCCUUCCGGGAGCUCGCUGUAGCCCCCGGCCCCUCCGCCACCGGCCAGAUCCUCCUCAUCUCCCCCGUAGUCGUCUAUCAACUUGGCCAAGGCGUCGCGGAACUCUAUUAAGCCCUGGGCAGGGAGUGCAAUGGUUUGACCGGCCUGUAGGCCAGCCCCCGGGAUGCCACCCACUCCAACUCCGAAGCCGGGGCCUCGGUUGACGGUCUGCCGGAUCCGGAGAAACCGACCCCGCUGGUUCUCCUUCAGGUCGAGGUAGUAUUUGCGGUUCUCGCGCACCAGGAAUUCACUCUUCAAGGCCCGUCUAGGCCCGGUGUCAUCCCCACCGGAAGACUGAGCGAUCUGCUCCGGGGUGCUAGGCCCAAGCUGGGCGUAGUGCUCUAUGAAAUCCCCCAGGUAGUCGCGGAACUCUGCCGCAACUGACAUGGAGAGGGUCAGCCGACUUUUGGAGCCCCCGGCGCCGACCUCGGCAAUUUUGAUGAACCGGCCUUUGGCGUUCUGCUUCACGUCAAGGUAGAAGCGUUUGUUCUGAAUGUCCAACCGCUUCGAGGCCAACUCCUGGGUCUCCGGUUCCCGCUGGUAAUGCUGAAACCCACCGCCACCUCCCCCUCCGCCGCCGCUGCUGCCACCGCGCUCACUGCCACUGUCCCCAUCCGCCAUCUUCGCCACCAGCAGCCCGUUUCUCUGCGUAUCUUUGACCCCCACCCCCCCUUUGCUCGCCGAGCUCGUAGAGGAAACCGGACGCGGAAUUCUGGAUCUGAUUGGUCGAUAGAACUGUCACUCAGAACGCGAGUUCGAGGUCUUGUCAAAUGAUUGGCCAAACGCUUUGCCUGUCAUUAGAGCAGAACCGCCUUCUGCAUGACAUUCGAGAGCAUAUUGUAUUUACAAUCUAUAAUAGCUCACCAUGUCAGCGUCAACUUUCCAACUUGUAAUAGGAGAGCAUGUCUUUCAGUAAAAACUGUUGCAAUAAUUGGUUAAAUAAUGCAGUCCACACAAAUGAGGUUCUAGAUGAAGAUAACCAGAUGACACCUCUACCUUAAAAUCCGAGCGUGAUUACAACUGUGAUUUCCUAACAAUGUAUUUUUCCCCAUUUUUAGGAUGAAUGCCCCGGGAAGGACACUCCACACACUCCGUCCCGCCUACUUGUUGGUUCCGUGCGCAAAAGCAGGCACGAUGAACUGGUAGUGGGGGAUGGGUGAGUGUCCCGCAAUCCGUUAAGCGAUUGGUCAAAGCAGAGAUUCGAAGUAACAACAAGACGCCUGAUUGGCUGCCCGGACUCCCACGAGGGGUCUCAUGCGAAAGAUUUCCGAAAGGGUUUAUUGUUUCUUUGCUUUCGGGAGCCCAAAUUGUUUGUUAUCUACUCAGCUCCACAAUCAAGUGAGCGGACGGAAAAAUGGUAAGUGUAUCCCGGCGUGUGCUAAAAGCUCUCUGAAGUAUUUACAAAGUUAUUAUCACGCCACUUUUGAAUCUUUACACGGGAAACCCGAACAGGAGGUGUGUGGUUGAAAGCUUGCUAAAACGCUAACCGCCUGCUAACACGUUAGCGUCCACUUAACCAAUAUAAGUGUUUGUAUUACACCUUUCCACUCAGAGAAUUUUCUGUUUGAGUGGAUGUUCACUUUAAAGUUGAAGUGUUCAAUCGGAAGUAUGGAAUGGAUGCCAGUGGUGCUUAUAUCACAACGGAUUAGCACCCACUAGCGAGCUAAGUAUUGCUAAUUUAUUAGCCUAACGGUUGGGUAACUGUUACCAGUAAACCGCAAGUCUCUGAAAAUCCGGCUGUAAUCACGGAGUAUUGGAAAUUUUGUGAAUCAGAAUGAGUAUUAGCUGUUCGGUUAAAUGAGUUUGUAAAGAAAAAUCUGAUAUGUUUAAAUUUGGUGAUGAAAAGUUGUUCUGUGAGCGUCUGAAAGCGGCGCGUCUGGUUCGUGUUUGCCGCGGGCUGACAGGCAGAGUCCCGCUGACAGCUCACACUGCUGCUGCUGCUGCUGUUCCUAUUAACGGGGUUUAUCAUGUGAUGAGGUUAUGAUAUACACUUUUAGUCGAAAUUAACUUGAGCUACUCUUUUUGCUGUUGUUUCAAAGUAGUCGUUUUCGAUUUUGGUUGGCGGGAAAGCAACAAUGGAUUAACCGGACAUCUGAAACAUUAUCGGUUAAAGUUUGAUAACACGAUUAAAACCCGAACUUUUCUUCGUUUCCUCUCCUUUUAGCAUUAAACAGGCAGUUAAGCAAUACACAAGGUUACUUAUCUUUUUAUCUGCUGUGCUGCCUGUUUGUGUCACUUAAAGGAAUCACAUUAAGUUGGAAGUCAUAUAAAGUAAUAUCACACUUAUUCGACUGUUUGUUUGCAGCCUGCAUGUCUAGAAAUUGUUGACAAAGUUCCAUUAAUAGAAUGUAGAAAAUGUAACUGUUCUUGAACAUACUAAACCUAAACUUUUGCUCAUCUGAUCACCACAAUAUGUGAGGGUUUUGACAGGUGACUUCUUCGAACUAUAACUCACUUACUGCACAACCCAUGAAGUCUGUGUUGGAAUAUCAGUCUUAAUGACUGAAGUGACAGCACCAGAUCUUACCUGUGGCACCAAGGAUCCCGAGCUUCUAGAUGGAUGAGCUGUUCUGUAUAAUUUAGGGAUAGAAAUACCGUUUAAUCUGCACAUGUGUCCUUAGUUUUGGUUUGGAAAGAAUGCUCUUAAACUUUUCCUUCAGGCUCCUGCAAGAGGUUAUCUCUCAUGGAGUCAACAUCAAAACAAAGACUGUUCCUGUAAAUAUUCAGCACAUCCACCUCAACAAAAAUGAGUGAAGCUCUAUUGUCUGUGGAGAUUAUGUCUGCUUUUUUUUUUUCAAGGGUACUAAAAAACAGUAGUUACGACACUCAUGUUUGACAAACAGAUGGCGACUUAAAGCCAGUUAAGAUCUAAAGACCUGCUGGAACAGAGGUAGUGGUAGUAAUAAUAAUCAAAUUAUGCCAUUUUUACGUGUAAAGGGGUCGAGAGAAGAGUUUUAUUUUUUUUACAUUUUGGUCCAAUGUUUUUAUUUAAUUAGCCCUCCUAACCCAAUUACUAUAAGAAGUUUUACUGAUUUUUGCGACUCUCCAUAAAAAUGCACACUAUAUUUACCAAGCAUGAAGGUCUUGUGCUGCUCUUUGCACUGAGAAUUUUAUGUCCCCUUUUCCGAUUUUUCGGGGCAGGUGAGGGGCCCAAACAAACCGCCAUAUUGCAUAAACUGUCGUGUAAAUUGAGAAACACAAAAUUGAUGCAUGGAAACAGUAGAGGAAGCUUCCCGAGGGCUGUGGUGGCCUGACAGAGACAGUAGCUGAAAUUAAACUUUUCAGAUGGCGGCUAGAAUGAUGGUUUUCGAAGACACCAGGGAUACAUUGAGAAUUUUUGUGCUGUUAGUUGUGUUGAGCUUCUCCAAUGUUAUUAGAAUGUUAAUAUAAAGUCUGAAAAUGAGUACAAUACCCCCUUUUUAGGCAUCAUUCAUUUCAGCUUUUCCUUCUAGUCAGAGUUCAAGCUCUUUAUUGUUACCUGUUAAAAAUGUCCUGAAAUCACCCCAUACAGGCUGGUGGCAAGGCAGGAAAAGACAGUGGCAAAGCCAAGGCAAAGGCAGUGUCACGCUCCCAGAGGGCUGGGCUGCAGGUAAAUACUCCGAACUUCAUACCACUUUUUUGGCUUUACUGAAAGUCUGCCCCUUUUUAGUCUGAAUGCAACAAUUCCCUCAUGUCUCUGUCCUAUUAGUUCCCCGUGGGUCGUAUCCACAGGCACUUGAAGACUCGCACAACCAGCCAUGGGCGCGUAGGAGCCACAGCAGCUGUGUACAGUGCUGCUAUCCUCGAGUACCUCACCGCUGAAGUAAGCCCUCCCCAUGUUUCUCAUUAACGGUGGAAAUAGAUGUUAAAUGUUUGAGUGGGGUGGCGCUGAUAUUUACAAAAAUCUGUGUUUGUUGUCGUCUCGCUCUCAGGUACUAGAGUUGGCGGGUAAUGCCUCCAAAGACUUGAAGGUGAAGCGUAUCACCCCCCGUCACUUGCAGCUUGCCAUCCGUGGUGAUGAGGAGUUGGACUCUCUUAUCAAGGCAACAAUUGCUGGAGGAGGUGAGCUUGCAGGGUUGCAGACAUUAUUAUUUGUUUCUUCAUCACACUUGCUUAAUAAUGUCUUGGCACUGCUAAUCGAAUGCAACAAUUUCUGAAGAACAAUGUUUCUGCUGCUCACAGCUGCCUUUAAUUAAAUAAAAACAGAAAAAAUAAAUAGUAAUCUCGCCUGUUUUCUUUGCUUGUUUUCAGGUGUCAUUCCCCACAUCCACAAAUCCCUCAUUGGGAAGAAGGGCCAGCAGAAAACUGCAUAAAUGCCAUGUUGACCAGAAGUUUCGGGGCUUGGGCUUUGAUCGGACCAGGAGUUCACUUUUGUUCUUUUGUAUCAUUAAUAUUAUAGCAAACGAAGAGUGAUUGUUAGGUUUUGUGUUGUAAUAUUUUCCCUUAACUAGAAAAAGUACAGAAAACCCCCUUAAGGACAGAAAAACCCCUUUGUUUGUUAUUGUAGAACGUUUGCCUGGGGAGUUUAUAAUUAUUUCAAAUGGUGACCGUGAAAUUGUUUGAUUGGCCUGGGUCUCUGUAAUGUUUUAUACUGAAAAAAGAAAUUGUUAAAACCUUUUUUAUAUAAAAAAAAAAGUUGUUUUGUGGUUAUUUUCUUGAACUUACAAUAUUUACUAUGAUGCAGGUUUUUAAGAAGAUAUUGUGUCUUUUGAAAGCAAAUUAGAUGACAACUGCUAAAUGUGAUAUGGUGCUUUUUUCCCUGUUGACUUACUGUAAUAUUUUCAACUGCACAAGGAAAGUGAUGUAUUAAAAGUUACAUUUUUACGUCAAGAUGAAAACUCCUUUAAAGCAGUUUAUUGCUGUUACAAUGUCUUGUUUUUGUUUCAACCAGUUCAGAAAUGAAAGAUUAUAAAUUCAGAGUUUACAUGAAAAUGAAAAUUCAGCCUUUGCCUCACUGUGGAGUGACCUGCCUGGUACUUCUGAGCAGACCAAGUGCAGUGGCUUUGAUUGAACACUGAGGAGGGAACUCUAGAGCAUUUAUCAAUAAAAGAGUGUCUUUUUCAGAUAAUGUAUUCAGGGGAAUGAUUGCAUAUUUGCAUUAUAGUCAAGUUUUGUACGAAUAAAACACGUGCAUGUUUGUCACUAAAGUUUUUCACACUAAGAACAUUUCAGUUUGUUUUAUUCCUGAUUUCUGCCCUGUAGGCUCAAAGCUUGCCAGCAGGGGGAGCCACAAACAUUUACAAUAACAUUGCCUCUCCUGAAUGAUCAAUAAAUACUAUGUUCUUAUCUGGGUUAUUUUAACCAAAAUGCUUAAAGGCUGUCAAAAAAUAUGUUCAUAAAAAAAGAAAAUAACCAGGAGAUAUGAGAUCAGAAAAACCCCUGCUGAUGCAAACCACAGGAAUAACAUCUUAAAGGAUGCUCUAACCUAACAUUUCAAAGAGCGUUCAAACUCCUUUUAAGAUUACUUAUUUGUAAACCCAAAAGGAAUGGACAUAAGAAAAUGAUCUGGACUCCUGAAAAAGUACAAAAAUGGUUAAUCAAAAUAGAUUUUGAUUUUUUUGAAUUGUAAUGUAAAUAGUUGGAACACAAUACUUGAAAGCUGAAAGAUAUUGAUAAUUAUCACAUUAGCCUUUCUUUACACACCCUUUAUCACUGUUCCAAAGUGCUGUACAAAUAAAAGUGACAACUCAAGAUAGAAAAGUAAAAUUACAAAAAGACACUAAAAAUUUAAAUAGAUUUAUCCAGUAAAAUGAGAUAACUUCAAAAACAGUCAAAGAGACCCUUAAAGUCACUUCUAAAACAUACUGGUAUCUAAUACAGAGGCUUUAAACGUGCAUAAUGCAGGCUCUCUGUCUGGUCUUUUGUCCGCGUUUGUCAGUUCCACAUUUGAUAAAAACAUAAAGGAUUGUGUCUGCAUUGUCUGGAAAGAGAAACUGUCACAUUCUGGUAGAGUCUUUCAAAUGAUAAACCCUCUAUUUCGUGAUAGCUUUGAUAUGAGGCUCAAACCUGAAUGAUAUUCUGACUUUGCAGCACUUUUUUAUCAACUUUAUCAAUUAAGUAUCUGGUUUGGAACCGUCAUAAACUAUUCUGUAUCAACAAUUUACACAGUGUACCAACUUUUUAAAAAUUGAUGUUACAAAGCAUCCAAAUGUAGUCACUCUAAUAACCUUAACAAUGAUGUAAUCUCCUGUUUAUUCCCUGUUUAACAUGAGAGUAAAGAUAUUUAUUCUGACUGUAAUCUAAAACUAACAGUAAAGUUCACUUUUUUUCCAGUGUUAAUAAAUGAUUCAAAGCGA
This is a messenger RNA of Xyrichtys novacula (pearly razorfish), 8934 nucleotides long. The record is from the annotation of a GenBank genome assembly. NCBI's taxonomy places the organism in Eukaryota, Metazoa, Chordata, Actinopteri, Labriformes, Labridae.